CUUGAUUUUCCAAGAUGGCGGAAAAUUUGGAAGAAAACAUGUCCGCAAAAGUGAUAGAAAUUGGCGAUGAGGAUGGAAUUGAAAAUGUGCCAGGGAGAUUGAAAGAUGGAGAGAAACCUCAGGUAGUUAUUUUGAUAGCGAUAAAGUUUAGCCUGGCUUUAAUACGCCUUUGUAAUUCAGUCCAGAACUUUUCAACUUUAAUGUUAAAAAUUGAAAAUUAAUUUCCACAGACCCUUUGCUUGGGUAUAAAAAGUUUACAAAAAACUCCCAAAAGAGCUUAAACAUUUCCUUUCGAAGUACUAGGGACAGCAAUGACAAAAUCUGUGCUUUUUUGCACGUAUUUUCCUAGCUUGAAAUAGUGAACGACAUUGAGAUGGCAUCGGAAGAAAUCACUUCCGAAGAAAAAGUAGACGUCAAAGAUGUCAUAGCCGUGAGCACGGAAUCCACUCUACCAGAACACGAGAUGCCAUUACCUGUCGCUAAGCAACAGGAACAAGUACAGAGCAUCGCAAUGACCACCAGCAAACCAGCGUCGGUUAGACCUGCCCCAGCGCCUUAUGGAAGCACUGGUACAAAAAGUCGAAGUGAAACAACGAAGUUUGGUAGAAAGGGAAAGAGAAAAAUUGACAGUGGUCAAGGAACAUCUGCGACAAAGAAAUCAAAGGGGUAAAGAAUAGGAGUUCACCAGAUAGAACAUUUACUAUUCGGCCGGAUAUUUGCUACUAAACAAUUACUUUAUAGUCUCCGUGUUUGGAUGGCCUGAUCCAAACAUGCGGGAAUGUUGCGAGAGUUAAGAAAAGCGCACAAAAUCACGAGCCGAAGACGAGUGAUUUUGCACGCUUUUCUUAACUCGAGCAACAUUCCCAAGUGUUUGGAUCAGGCCAUCCAAACACGGAAACCAUAAAGUAAUUGUUUAUAAAAUAACAAAUUUCCGUGUUAAAAUUUCACUUUAAAAAACUUUCACUUUAAAUUUAUGUGUUUGGAUGGCCUGAUCCAAACACGGGUUUCGACCAAUCAGAGCACGCGUUAUAUACAUGUUAUUUUAUAAAGAAGGUUCAGCCCUAAUCAUUCAAGAUAUAAACUCGAACAGUGUUGUGUGUGUGUGUCUGUGCCAAUAGUGAGCUUGAGCAAGUGACGUUUUUCUCAACAUGGACUUCGUCUGAAAACUGGUAUAACAAAACUGGUAUAACAAAACUGGUAUAACUAAUUUGGGCUGUAUUUCGCAUCAUAGCGCUUGUGCAAGGAAGCAAAAAACUUUAAAAACCUUAUGUUUUGCCAUAUGUUUUGAAGAUUACCACAGACUGACACAAAUACAGUUUUUAAUCCGGUCCCCCCUUGGCAAUCUGACGUCCGUUUUGACAAAAACAUUGCUUGCUUAAGCUUGCAAAUAACACCAGAAAGAUGCAGAUUGAUACAGAUUCAACCGGCUGAAAAAUAUGGCUGACACUGCAUACGGCUGAUGUUGCGGCUGAUGCUGCAGCAGCUCCCAGUGGUGUGUGAGAACUUCGACUUUUUAAUCGAGACCUUUUAAUCGAGACCUAGACCUUGGAUUUUUCAGGCAGUUGAAUCCGUCUCGAUCCACAGUAUCUGGCUAGAUAUUUCAUAUAUCCAGCCAAAUACUCAGGAUAAUGAGAUUACCUCACUAUCAGGCUCAGAUAUCCAGGCAGAUAUGAUAGCUGGUGCAUUCCUAAUUUUGAUGUUGUUAUUUAUAGUGAACCAGCUCAACAGAGAUUGCCAUCCCAUGGCUAUCCCUUAGAACAUCCAUUUAAUAAAGUAAGGAAACUACUAUAUUAUUUAUAUUAACCUAUUGAGCCGCAAUGCGCCCCAGUGCACCCUACUUAUUUUUUUUUACUUGUCUAAUGCCAGACAAUUUUAUUCAUCAAUGGGGAAGCCCCGCUGGCGCAGCUUAAUGGGUUAACCAAAAAAUCUGACAAUGUGUCUAGUUAACCCAUUGAGCCGCAAUGCGCCCCAGUGUGCCCUACUUAUUUUUUACUUGUCUAACGUCUUAACAGUGCGCCCUACUUUUUUUUUUACUUGUCUAACUCUAACGUUGUAACAGUGCGCCCUACUUAUACAUUUUACUUGUCAAUGGGGAAGCCCUGCAGCUUAAUGGGUUAAUUUUGAACAGUCUGUGUAGUGUAACAAAAUGUCGGUAACAAUAGAGAUACAACUGUCUGAAAAAUACAAGGAGAAAUUCUCGUAUUUUUCACAUAGUUAAAUCUUUAUCUGCAAUGUCCUAAUCUCUUGACCAACUUCAGAAAAUUAUGACCUAUUAACCCAGUGACCAGUGCCCUUGAUGAGUGAAAUCGUCUGGCAUUCGAUGGAGUAAAAUAAUAAAGUAAGUUGCAUUUUGUCAGGCUACUUUGUUAUUAGUGAUUGACCGAUUGUGCAACAAUCAGAAAUUACUGGUUAUUCAUGCCAUAAUCUGCCAUAUACCGAUUUUAUAAUGACGUCAUAAUAUCAGUCGACCAAGUGAAGGUGACAUUAUUCAUGUCGAUUUUUUAACAAUGAUUUCCAACGUAACAUGUUACUGCAACCAAAGAUCGUUAAAACAGUUCAUAAAUAGCACGCUUCACACAUUAAUUUAACAUAUUGCGUUAAACGCAACAUGUACCAACGUGCAAUGCAUAUAAUUUUUAAAGUGUGUAUUUUCUCAACAAUCAGUUUUAAACAAUCGAAAUAUAUACAAUCUACCGAUUGGGUCAUUCCAGAAAACAUCCAUACCACCCCCAUGGAGGAAAUUGGAAGUUAACCCCCCUACCCACUUCAGAUGUCCUAAUACAUUUACUAUUAUCACAAACAAUUUUUUCUCCCCUCCCUCUCCGGACGGCAGAAAUUUCCUCCGUGGGAGUGUGGAUCUUUUCUGGAAUGAUCCAUUCCGAUUUUCUACCGAUAAGGCAAAAAUCAGCCCGAUGCUGAUACCAAUUAUGAGUCAACCACUAGUUGUUAUAAUUUUACUCUGUCUAACGCCAGACAACAUUACAGCACUCGUCAAGGGGAGAGUACUGGUGCUGAAUGGGUUAAUGAGUUACUAUUUGCUUUAUUUGGUGGUUGGUAAAAGUUCAUCCAUCUUGAUGUGUUUCUUCAAAGGAUGGUUACAGAUACAUUCUAGCCGAGGAAGAUCCGAAUGCACCAAAGUCUAACUUUGACCUAGAGUCUUGGGCUGGCAAACCUAUCCCCGGAGAACUAUAUAGAGUUGCUUUACAUCAUAAAGUUUAUCUGACAUCACAUGACAGAGGUAUGACGAAUGACGAGCAUGAUGAAUUCAUACUCAAAUCACUUUCAAACAGGUUAACUUUUUACUUUUAUGCAGCACCGCAGCUGAAGAUUUCAGAUGAUCGUUUGUCUGUAACUGGUGAAAAAGGCUAUAGCAUGGUUAGAGCAACACAUGGUAAGUUCAGUUUGAUAUAAAGUAUAUUGUAUAUGUACACUACAUGUAUUUAUGUUUCAUUUUAGAGAUUGACCGAUUGUGCCACGAUCGGAAAUUACGACUGCCAAUUAUUCAUGCAACAAUCAACUGUACUCGAUUCUGAUUUUAUAACACGUCAUAAUGUUGGUUGACCAAGUAAAGAUGAUGUCAUUCAUUUCGAUUUUUUAAUGAUAAUUUCCAAUGUAACAAGUUACUUCAACCAAAGUUUGUUAUUAAUUAAGAACCGUUCAUAAAUGGCGCCCUUUACGCAUUAAUUUAACAUAUGCGUUAAAACGCAACAUGUAUCAACUUGCAGUGUAAAUAAUUUUUAAAGUGUGUAGUUCCUCAACAUUCAGUUUUGCACAUUCAGAUUGGAAUACAGAUAAUUCCACCAAUUCGGAUUAUCAACCAAUAAGGCAAGAAUCGGCCCGAUACCGAUUAUUGGUCAGUCACUGUUUCAUUUUGCCUUUGGUUUAGGUGUUAAUCGUGGAAACUGGUUUUUUGAGGUACAAAAUUACUAAUUUAUUUAACUCAUUGAGGUGGCAGCACUCUCCCCCUGAUGCAUGAGUAAAAUCAUCUGGCAUUAGACAAAGUAAAAUAAUAAAGUAGGGCGCAUCUGGGCGCAUUGCCACUUAAAGGGUUAAACCCAUCAUGUUACAUUGCAGCCUCAAAAGAUGUGCCCUACUUUGUUAUUUUACUCUGUCUAACGGCUGAUCAUUUUACUUGUCAAAGGGAGAGUGCCUGGCGCUCAAUGGGUUAACCUUAAAAUGGUUUUAUUAGGGAGGAGAUUGUGUGAGGUACAAUACUCCUAGAAUACUGGUGGAAGAAUAGUUGUUAAUGUUUUAUGAACUUCAAUGGACGACUUGCGCUUUAGACUAAAUUUUAAUCUAAGUAAGAACAACGAAAUCUAUCACCACAGUUAGAAAGAGCGUCUUGGAAUUAGUUAUAUUACAAAGUUUGGUUGCGAAAUGUUGUAAAAUACGGAAAAUAUAGCCCUUCAAAGUUGGCAAAUUUGUAUACUUUUGUAUUACGUGCCGCGUGCGUGAAUUUGGUAACUAAAUUAGUUACCAAUUUCCGCACGUAAUAGAAAUGUAUACAAAUUUGCCAACUUCGCAGGGCUAUAUUUUCCGUAUUUUACAACAUUUCGCAACCAAACUUUGCAGUUUUUCUAAUUUUGAUAACUUCUUCCCGAAAAUAUCCUUUGUUAUUCCGAGAUAAAAAUUUUUCUAAAGCGCAAGUCGUCCAUUACAUCAUUAGAAAUGGUUUAGAUAAUCUAAUUCCUUUAACUCUUUAAGUGACAAAGCGCAUUUUACUUUAUUAUUUUACUCUGUGUAAUAACACCAGACGAUUUACUCGUCAAGGGGAUUUUACAUUGCAGUCUACAAUGGCUGAAUUACUUAAAAUUUAGAAAUGAUAUGUCACACAUACAUACAUAGUACGUACUGUAUACACAUGUAUAUAAAACGUUAAAGAGGAAUGGUAUCUUUAGUAAAGUUUUACUCAUUUGACAUUGAGAGUAUAAAACAGUUUUUAUAACAAUUAGUUCGUGAAGCUGGACAAUCGAAAGGACGCUGUCUUCUUAGCUUGUAUACUGGAGUGUUUUUUCGAUGGUAGAAGAUGAUGAAGCUUAUGAUCAGUAUUCGAUAUACAACUGCAUUGAAAUGUUUCUUGCAAAGUUUCUGGCGCCUGUCCUUGAGAGUCCUAAGAUUGUGUAAUUUAAGAUUGUCCAUAUAGAAUAAUCCCGGAGAUAUAAUAAAUAAGCCACUCUUUUGAGUACAUUGCCACUCAAUUGGUUAAACAAUAAAACUAUUUUUGAAACGUAACAAGGUUUCUCCAGUUUCCAACCUUGUAUCCUAUUCUCAAUUAGGGUUGGGCGAUAUUUCGAUAUUUUGAUUUAUCGCGAUAUUUUCAAUCGCGAUUAUUGUAUCGAAGGUAGAAACUUGAGCGACGAUAUAUCGAAAUUAUCGUCAUGCUCGAUGACUAUCGUGAUAUUGCUUCGCAUGUGUAUAUAGCUUUUAUAAAUCCUAGAAAAUAUAGUUUUUAAAAGAAUUAAAACUAUUUCCUGAAUUAAAUACGAAUUCGAUACGAUAAAAUGAAAUGAAAUUGCAGGUAAAACAGCGAAUGAAAUCACAGGCGAACCAGCGGAGACAAAGUAGACACCGCAUAUAGACAGUUCUGGUUUAUGAACAGUAAAUAUUAGACUAGAAAAAGCCUUCAUAUUACUUUAACUUUAGUGUUGUUAAUUACUUGUUUUUAGUAAGACUAUAUAUAAGUUUACUAUCCCUUGAUAUUAAUUAAAAUUGAAAAAUGUGGUAAUAAAAAUAAAUAAAAUAUUUCAUUUAUCGCGAUAUUAUCGAAUAUCGUGAUAAUUUCCUUGACAAUAAUCGUGAGAUGAUUUUUUAAAUAUCGCCCAACCCUAUUCUCAAUAAUAUUAAGGUGACAGUGGAAGACAUGCCUGAGGGAACAGCAUCGAGAGUUGGAUGGUCGCAACUUUAUGGUUAGUUUUCCUGCUGUAUUUUGAAUUAGUACCAGGGUUUGAAAUAACGGUCGGACGUGCACCGGUCACAUUGUCCCUGUCAGAACUCAUGUUUUUGCUCAACUCAUUUUCUUGUACCAGGCAAUCUUCAGGCUCCGUUGGGAUAUGAUAAGUUUGGUUACAGCAUUCGAAGUAAAAAAGGAACGGUCUUUCAUCAAAGUCGUGGAAAACAUUACAGGUAGGAGUACAUAUACACAAUAUGUAAAAUGAUGAGACUGUUUGAGAAAGCGCUUAAAGAUCGACUAACCACAAAUACGAUUUUUGGUAUUUGUAAUAUUUGGGUCUUUCGAAGACGAAAUGUAAUAUAUCUUUAUAAUAAAAAAUCCCAUCUUGAUCAACUUUUUCACUGUCAAAGUUCCAGAUAUGAUGUCAUUAGGUGAUUUGCAAAUUAGUUUUCCUUUGUUUUUUGCAUAAAAAAUUCACCUAAUGACAUCAUAUCCGGAAACUUUGAGAGUGAAAAAGUUGAUCAAGAUGAGGUUUUUUACUAUUUCGUGUAUUACUCCUCAUAGAAGGGGCUAGUAUUGUAGGGGAUUAUAACUUGCAUGAGAUUUAGUUAGAACAUUUGAACGGCAACGACAACAACAACUACGACUUCUUCGCACGCCAUCAAAUCUCGUAGCGCUAGUCGUACUCGUAGUCAAAUCUAACGCCUGUAUUCUAAAAGCUCACUCAUACUCAGAGAGUGGACGUUCAAUCUGAGCUUCUCUUGAGUGUCAAUGCUGUUUUUGAAUAGUUAGAGGGUGAGUAGUCACUUAGUAAGGUACGACACUAACCCUACAGCUAUUCAAAAACAGCAUUGACACUCAAGGGAAGCUCAGAUUGGACCUCCACUCUUUGAGUGUCAGUGUAAGUAUGCUUUUAGAAUACAGGCGUAAAGCUCUCUAAUGUGUGCCCCUGGUGAUAACAGCUUUGUCUGUAUUUUAGUGACGGUUAUGCGACAGGAGAUGUUAUUGGAAUUUUUAUAAGUCUGCCCGAAAACAACCAGCCUGGAGGUAUGAUGGGUUGAAGUUUCUCAUCAAAAUCACUAAUCAGAUAGGAAAUCGUAGACUUCCGGUGCUAUCCGUUAUCGGGUUAAAUUUUUUUGGCUAGUCCUACAGGAAGAGACGUACUGUAAUUAACUAAACUUCCUUGAUAGACUGGUUUACACUAUCAAAGUUUCUCUGGUCACAGUAGGAACUCUGCAUGAGUAAAUUCUAUGUUUUGAAGAAUUUUAAAGAAAUGUUUGAGGGGACUGACCAGGGACGUCGCUAUAGGGGGGGGUGUAACACCCCACCAAUAAUUCAAACGUUGGUCAAAGUUGGUCAAAAUGGAACUGAUAUUUGCUUAAAAUUGAAGGUAAAAUUCGGGAUAAAGGAUGGUCGAAGUUGCUCAAAGUUAUGAAAUGGUUCGCAAUUUUAACAAUUUUAAAGCUUUUGUUAUGUUUGCGGUGAAUGUGCUUAUGUUAGUCCGGAAAUUUUUUUUUGAAAGUUUGUACGACUUGGUCAAAAUCCUAGGAAAUGUUGGUCAAAACAUGACUCCCCAAUGUUGAUGGCUUCGCUUCAGUCCCUGGGUCUGACUUAGUGUUUAACAGUUAGUCAGUUUCCUCAAACAUUUCCUACAAAUCCUUCAAAACUUAGAAUUUACCUAUGCAAAAUUCCUACUGUGAUCACAGAAACUUUGAUAGCCUUUGGAUACAGUGGGUCAAGACUAGACAGAUAGGAUCAGGUCGCUUGAUAUUGUCAUGGAAUUUUUGGCUUGGUAUUCUAUGGUUGCUCCAUCUCUUCUUAUUCGAUUCAUCUUUCUUUUUCAGCCAUGUUUUUACCACCGACAUACAAGGCAAAUGUAAGAAAUUAAUAAACCUUACUUGAAUAUUACCAUUGCGAGCUUGCGUGAAGCAUGCAUGUAAUUUGGAUUUUGUAGUGAAGUAUAUACUGUGGUUGUUAAUAUUUUUCCAAACAUUCUGGAUUUUAGGCUUUGAUAAAAUUUAAGAGUUUUCUCUACUACGAAGAAAAAGAUCGCGUCGAUCAAACAGAAAAAGUGAGUAGUAUAGCAUUUCACGAUUUUAGAAUAUAGCAUCGCCACUUUUGCUUUUCUUAUUGUCCUUGUCAAACGUUUAAAUAAUUAUUAUAUAAUACCUUAUUGAAUUCUGAUCGUUUAAUUGGCUGUUUAUGGUCACAUGAUAUUAAAUAGAAAAUUCCAUUUCUCAAGAGUGCAAUGGAAUACGUUCCAUUGCAAUUUUUUCGAGUGCAAUUGUACUAUACGUUUUAUUCCAUUGCACUCUUUGUGUUUUUGAUAAAUCGCAUCCGUCAAAAUGCUUCUCGUACGGUGAUCGCAGUUUAUUUUAACCCGAUAUUCGAAACUCAGUAAAUGGGAUUUAAUGCAAAUACGACUCGUCAAAAUGGCGGGAGCUUACAUUAAACCUUUUAAUAUUAGUCUAUUUUGGUAUUAUAUAAAACAAAUAAUGAAUGUUUUUAUUCGUGCAAUGGUAAGAAUAUUUUCAUUCGGUGAAAGAUGGAAUGUUCCAUUCAACUCGGCUGUCGCCUCGUUGAAUGGAACAUUCCAUCUUUCACCUCAUGAAAAUAUUCUUACCAUUGCACUCAUAAACAUUCGUUAUUUGUAUACUGUUUAACUGUCUCUUCCAGGAAUUGAGCCCGUUGGAAGGCAGUAAGGUACGUUUUACCGUGGUUGGUGUUUACGAGGUGGUAGUACGAUGAAACUACAGCACUCUUACCCCAAAUGCGGCUCUAUAAUCAAUGCUGCAACACCGUGUCUAUAAGGUGUGCCGAGAACAGACAUACUUUAUAGCCAUGGUGAGUAACAUGGUAUGGUACGGUAUGGUAUGGUGUAUGCUAUGGUAUGAUAUGGUGUAUGCUAUGGUAUGAUAUGGUGUAUGGUGUGGCAUGGUAUGGUAUGGUAUGGUGUAUGCUAUGGUAUGAUAUGGUGUAUGGUAUGGUAUGGCAUGGUAUGGUAUGGUAUGGUGUAUGCUAUGGUAUGAUAUGGUGUAUGGUAUGGCAUGAUAUGGUAUGGUAUGGUAUGGUAUGCAGGGGUCGAAAUUUAAUUUUUUUGUACUAUACAGCCGGAAUAGUAGAUUUUUAUAUUUACUAUUCCGUCUGAAGAUCCACUAUUUCUUAAUGUACUGUUUCUGAUUUUCAUGAAAUCAUCCUUGAGAUUCCUAAAGUGAACUGAAUAAUUGAAUAACAAAAAAUAAACAUGUACAGUCAGUGAUGAACAAAUUAUUAAUAAACAAAGUUCAAACACCGAAAUGAACUUGCGAACUUUGUUGCGAAGUUCGCGCCCAAUUUCCGAACUUGGAAACAUAAUUGGCAAGUUCGCAACGAACUGGGGAACCACGCGUUGAAAAGUGACUUGAAAUCGACAAUAAUAUUGCUGCAAAGAAAUUAGAAUACGCAAGUACAGCAAGCGAAGUAGCUAAGUCGGGUAUAAAGUGAUAUAUUAUAAGAUCAGGAAAACCCUUGCUUGUCGAUAUUUGGUACCACAAUUUUUUCUACUAUACAAACGGAAUACUGUGAUCAUGAAGUUUACUAUUCCAUCACGCAUUUUAGUAUAUUUGGAAUAGCGGGAAUUUCGACCCCUGGUAUGGUAUGGUAUGGUAUGGUAUGGUAUGGUAUGGUAUGGUAUGGUAUGGUAAAACUUUAUUUAAACACGCUAGCCUCGAUCAACGUGAGCUGCCUUUCAUGAGGGGCGUCACACAAUAACUACUUACAAAUUAAAGAAUAUACACAUUAAACUAUAUACAAGUUAAACUAUAUAGAAAAACAAGGAAGCAAAGAAUAAUAGAAAAGGAGUUAUAUAAAAACUUAACGAUUGGUGCGAUCCAAAGGAGGUGUUCAUGCCUGACGUAUUUUUCUUUUAAAAGAAGAAAGGGUUUCAGAAUUUUUUGAAUCCUCAGAAAUAUGAUUCCAUUGCAUGGCACCACUAUAUCGAAAAGUUUUCUUUAAAAAUUCACUGUUAGGCUUGUAGGUAAGCAUAGGUCCUGUAUCGCUACUACGCAAAUCAUAUAAUUAGACUGAAUUGUGUUUCUUUUGCAGAAAAACUCGUUUAGAUUAGGGGAAGUGUAUCCGGAUAUUAAGUAUUUUGUACAUAAUUAUUAAUUUAUUUUCUAAACGUAUCACAUAUACGUUCGACUAUUACUACAAUGGUCUAUGUGCCUUUGUUUUUAGAUCGUGUAUUAUCAAAACGGGCAAUCGAAGGUGCGUAGUUCUCUUAACUUGUUUAAAGAUUUUCAACCACAGACUUGUUACAACUCCUUACGGAAUAGAGCAUUUGCACUCAUUGCAGACAAAAGAGUCUAAUUAAAAUUCUUUUGAAUUGGAACACCAACUGGCGGCUCUGGCGUCAAUGCAAACGUUCUAUAUAGUGUACAAAAAUGCCAACUAUCUCAGAUAGGACAAGCAUAAGAAAAUUGUCAUAAGAUUGUAAAUUUGUGCAAUUAAGUACUAUUUACGACAUGAGCGGCCUUGUUGUAUCGGAUAUAAAAGAAAUGAAUGAUAUUUGGUGAGAAAAUUGAAUUUAAAGUUUAUAUGUAAAUCAGCAUGAUUUUGUAUCAGACGUACAAACUCCUUCAAGCUCAUGAUUUCUUUUGUGUUUUCUUCACGAAUUACUAAUGAGUUUCACAAAUUGGUUCACAUGGUUCUAGGGCGUGGCAGUGGAAAAUAUAUUUGGCGGAACAUACUACCCGGCAAUUUCUCUGUAUAAAAACGCCACAGUAAGUACUUUUUCCUAGUGUUUUUUUAUCACAACAGAACAUAUGUUCACAAAUAUCCUAAAGCAAUUUCUUUGAUAGGUAUCCAUCAACUUUGGUCCUGAAUUUAAGUUUCCUCCGAAAGAUGUUGAUUUUAAACCGGUAAGCAAAUUUUCAACUAUAUAUUCAGCGAAGCGCAGGUUCGAUUUCAGAAGACCAAAAAAGGAAGGUUCGAUUCCAGAGGGCCAACAAAGCCAGAUUUUGCCGGAAAUAGGUGGUUAGGGAGAAGUCCACAGCUAUCUAACUCGAGCAAAAAAGUCAGAGGCGUAUUACCUAUGGAGCAGGAGACCAGGAAGUCAACGGCGCAGCCAGGCAUGAAAUCCAGGAAUCCGCAGAAAGCCAUGGGAGAGAGAGGUGUCGUUUUUACAACAUUUCAGAUUUUGGCAGAAAUAAUUCGUAAUGGCCUGGAGCGACCAAAAAAUAAACAAAAUAAGCGUAGUCGGUAUUUUUCCGGCCUAACAUAAGCAUAUUCAAACUUUUUCGACCAAGAUAAGCAAGGCUUCCAAUUUUCUCACGGCAAACAUAACAAAAGCUUUAAAAUUGUUAAAAUUGCGAACCAUUUCAUAACUUUGAGCAACUUCGACCAUCUUUUAUCCCAAACUUUGACCAAAUUUUUCCGAGUUUACCUUCAAUUUUAAGCAAAUAUCUGUUCUAUUUUGACCAACUUUGGGCGAAUAUCAGUUCCAUUUUGACCAACUUUGACCAACGUUUGAAUUAUUAGGAGGGUGUUACACCCCCACUCCCACACCCUAUAUAUACCCACUAUAGCGACGUCCCUGCAUGUAGUGUACAUAUGUAUCAGUGUAUUAAUGAAUUAUGACUGCACAACUCGUCCAAUUUUGCCCUUCAUUACAAUUACUACAAAGUUUCUUUCAAAACAUUGCAUUAAAAGGGUACUUGACACAGAGAUGAAUGGCUAUCACUCUUUCAAUUUUACAGAAAAUCUUACGAAGUGUAGACCCUAAGCGACCAAAAAAUGUCAAAUUUUCACUUUGAUCUAUCAUUGAAAUUUUCCCAAGGGGAGGUGCAAAACAAUCUCAAGGGAGAUGUGCACCUCCCCACAAAAUCCGGCCAUGCAUGUGGGCCAAUAGUUGCAUUUUUCGCAACUACUCCUGAUUAGGUUAAUAAAUGUAUAAAAAUUCCACUCGGCUACAAAUCCCUUCUCAACUAGCACUCUAUGGAGUACUCAGAGGUAGUACAUGUUAGAGGUGUGCAAAUCCGAUCCGAUCGGAUUCGUUCGGAUUUCGGAACAAAAAUAUACAUAUCGGAUCGGAUUGAUAAAGUUGUUUCGUAGUCGGAUCGGAUCGGACUUCGAUAUUCGAAAUAAAAUGAAUGAAUUAUCCACGCAUUAUUGCAAGAAUUAAUUAUCCAUGCAUUUAUCAAAGCAUGAUCGCGGUUGUCGCUGCAUUUUUCGUUUGAUACUUCAAUUGGACGUCAUUUUGUCAGCUUCUUGACAUGUAUUUCUUGUUUUUCUAUUGAUUUGGUUAAACAUUUCAACUUGAAUGAGAAAUUUAUUUUGUUUUUAAGGAUUCUUCGGAUCGGAUUGAAAUUCUGUAUCACAACUCGGAUCGGAUUCGGAUUAGACAAUUUCGGAUCGGAUUUUAAACAUUAGGCAAUGGACCUUUCCCCUUAUAACUAAAAUUUCGAUUUGGACAAAAAUUUCAUCACAGCUUGAAAGAGCAUCACAAAAUUAGUAAUAUUCCAAAGUUCUGUUGCAAAAUCUUGUAAAAUGCAGAUAAUAUAGCCUUGCGAAGUUUGCCGUUUUUCAGUCAUUUUGUAUUACAAACGGGAAAUUGACAUCCGAUUCGGGUGUUGGGGCUGCAAUUUCCCGUUUGUAAUGCAAAAUUACUGAAAAUUGCAAACUUCGCAAGGCUCUAUUUUCCUCAUUUUACAACAUUUCGCAACGAAACUUGGGAAUAUUACUAAUUUUGUGAUGCUCUUUCAAGCUGUGGUGAAAUAUUUGUCUAGACUUGCCUAGAUCAAAAUUUUGGUUAUAAGGGGAAAGGUCUAUUGUCGGAUUAUAAACGUCCAAUCCGAUCCGAUGCACACCUCUGGUACAUAUAAUGAUAACUCAAUUUUAUUUCAUUGUUGCCUUUUUAGAUAUCAGAAAAGCCAGAACAAAUGUUCACGGAGCAAGCGUUGAGUGAUCUGUUAUUCAACGUUGACUUUUUAAACAACCCAACAGACUAUAGCGAAAAGUUACCGUUUCUCGCAAAUGCUAAGAAGAAAUGAGGCGAUUCAUUUUGUAGUUGUGCUUAGUACUUGUUUAAGAUCAUAACUUAUGACGCCUUAUAUACCCUGUGAAUACUGUAGAAUUCUAACUUUAUAAUGCUUUGCAUGCAUGUUUUUUGUAGUCUGUCA
Molecule: messenger RNA, 13047 nt
Organism: Paramuricea clavata
Lineage: Eukaryota; Metazoa; Cnidaria; Anthozoa; Malacalcyonacea; Plexauridae
Source: the annotation of a GenBank genome assembly